Messenger RNA from Hypoxylon trugodes, 990 nucleotides. Its product is annotated as acyl-CoA binding protein. The transcript has 2 exons. The coding region runs from base 1 to 990 and encodes 329 amino acids. NCBI's taxonomy places the organism in Eukaryota, Fungi, Ascomycota, Sordariomycetes, Xylariales, Hypoxylaceae. Gene Ontology annotation, molecular function: fatty-acyl-CoA binding. Gene Ontology annotation, biological process: fatty acid metabolic process. The record is from RefSeq and is a predicted model, not a curated record.
AUGGCGGAUUCCGUUGGUAUGUCCCCUGAGAAUCAAGGCCCGCAGGGCCAGUCCGUCUGCCCAAUCAAGCAUCCCAUUCCUCUCCGUGUCUUACUCCCGAGCUCCCAAUCGAUUAUCCCUUCGCUAAUGGAUGACCCACCCCCGAUAGACCGCGUGUUCGUGCACGCGCUGAACACGGUGAAGAAGAUCCCCAAGACGGGGGCUUCGCGACCCCCGCCGGGCGACCGAUUGCGACUCUAUGGAUUGUAUAAACAGGCGAUGGAGGGGGAUGUCGAUGGUGUGAUGGAACGUCCCGAGCGACGGCCCGGUGUGAAUGUAGACGAAUUGCAACGCGAACGCGAUAAGUGGGAUGCUUGGAAUUCGCAACGUGGAAUCAGUCGUACCGAGGCUAAGAGGCGCUAUAUCGAGGCGCUAAUCGAAACUAUGCAUCGUUUCGCUACUACUCCGGAUGGAAAAGGACUGGUCGCAGAGCUUGAGUUUGUUUGGGAUCAGAUCAAGAAUAAUAGCCCCUCGUCCUCGAACACAUCGCCGAAAGACGAAACCUUUGCCGAACCUCGACAUUUUCGGCAACCUUUAAGCGGGACGGAAGGCCCGAUGAAGGUACUCAGCCCCAUGAGCGAGGACGACGCCGCCGAACAGGAGUAUCGGGAAAGAGAGGGCGACGAAGAUGAUGGGGAAUACGUAAAGAAAGGUGAUAGGUGGUCGCGUAAAGUAGAGCGUGCUGUAGUCAGGCUAUCCGCUGAAGUUGCGGCACUACGAGAACAAAUCACAGCAGGGCGCGAGUGGAGGCUAAAAAAGGAAAAGAGUCUUACAGCAUGGGCUAGUUGGAUAUUUUGGAUCGUCACGAAGCAUUUGGCAAUAGAUAUAACGAUCCUGAUAUUCGUAUUACUUUGGAUGCGAAGGCGUAAGGAUAGGCGACUUGAGGAUCACGUCAGAGCUAUGCUGAAAUUAGGACGGGAAUACGCGAGAAAGAUAUUGCCGUCAAGAUGA